Messenger RNA from Anopheles coluzzii, 3467 nucleotides. Its product is annotated as venom carboxylesterase-6. Bases 257 to 2125 code for a protein of 622 amino acids. The transcript is spliced from 6 exons. The record is from RefSeq and is a predicted model, not a curated record. NCBI's taxonomy places the organism in Eukaryota, Metazoa, Arthropoda, Insecta, Diptera, Culicidae.
UUUUUACUUCAGUCAGUUAUGAGAGCUGUGCGUAACAGUUGAAUGUACAUUGUUGAGCUUGUGUUAGGUGUAUUGUAGGUGAUCAAUGUAAUAUUAUUGUACCGAUUCUGUAUUGUGAACUAUACAAUUGGUUGCUUGAUGAUAUUUCAUCGACUUCAAGUCUAACCAAGUGGUUAUGAUUAUAUGGAUAAGUGAUAGUUUCAAAAGUGUCUGUUUUAUGAUAUUGAGCUAGAGUUUAUUUCACUGUUAAAAAGCCAUGUGUUUCAGCUUCGCGUUGCAAAAAUGGACGAAUGUCGAGCUAAUAUUGUUCAUCGUCAUUAUCACUUCCAUUACAACUGAUGGGCGAACUUCAGAUAAAUUAAAAAUCACUUUACCUCAUGGUGGUAGACUCAUUGGAAGAUAUUUGAACACAUUUAGUGGUCAAGGCAUUCUCGCCUUUUUAGGCAUACCGUAUGCAAAACCACCAAUUGAAGAUUUACGUUUUAGAGCCCCUGUACCUUACGGACCUUGGUCAGGUGAUCUAAUGGCAACUACUGAUUCACCAUUAUGUACACAACGAGAUCCCUAUCGCAGAGACGAAUCCAUUUCCGGUGUUGAGGAUUGCUUACAUCUAAACGUAUAUGUGCCUGAGCGGCCAAGAUCGCUGUCGGUGGAUGCAAAUAUGACACAUCCAGUUUUAUUUCCUGUGAUGGUUUUCUUUCAUGGUGGUGGUUGGCAAUGUGGCUCUGGAACUCGUUCUUUCUAUGGUCCCGAUUUCUUGCUCGAACAUGAUGUUAUCUACAUUGGAGCAAACUUUCGUCUCGGGCCACUCGGAUUUCUAAGCACUGAACAAGUGGAUUGUCCAGGAAAUAAUGGUUUAAAGGAUCAAAGUUUAGUCCUACGAUGGAUUAAUGAGAACAUAGCCUCUUUUGGAGGGGAUCCGAAAUCGGUUACUAUAUUUGGAGAAAGUGCGGGAGGAGCAAGUGGAACAUAUCACAUGAUGUCACCUUUAUCGAAAGGUUUAUUUCAUCGAGUUAUUUCUCAGUCAGGAGUGAAUUUGGAUGCCUGGGCUCAGCCAGCACAUCCAGGAGUAGCAAGAUCCCGAUCUAUUCAGCUUGGUAAAAUGUUGAAAUGUACAAAAACCAAUGAUGGAAGUUAUAUUGAGAUGCUGGAUUGUCUCCGAAGAGUCCCUGCGGAAGAAAUCACAAGAAAAUUCUAUGAUUUUUAUCUUUGGGACACGGAUCCAAUGAUCCCAUUUCCGCCUGUUAUAGAACCUGACAUUCCGGGAGCUUUUAUAACAAAACAUCCUAGAGAUGAAUAUGAGCCACAUGCUAUUGAACUUCCAUGGAUGACUGGAUUAACGUUUGAUGAGGGAGCUCUAAAAAGUGCAUCGCUGAUAAAUAUCCCCGAGCUUCGUAAGAGUUUGAAUGAUCACUGGGAUCGUGCGUUACCUAUUUCAUUAUAUUACGAUCAUCAUGAACCUGAGAUGCAGCGACAAAUUACACAGAAAAUAAAUAGUUUCUACUUUAAAAACCAGAAACUUGUAACUGCAACCGAGAGAAAUUUAACAAAUUUGUAUUCGGAUGCAUGGUUUUUAGCAGGCAUGGAUGAGUACUUGCGGAUUCGUUUGUUAGGACAUAAUAAGCGAAACUCGACAUUAAAAGUAGGAGAAACAUAUGUUUAUCUCUUCGCUCAGAAAGCUUCUGCUAGUUUCACGGAAAUAUUUAAAGGAGGAGCAGAAAAUUACUAUGGUGUUUGUCAUGCGGAGGAACUUCAAUAUAUUUUCCCGAUUGCAAAGGAAAUUCCAAACUUUCAGACAGCUAUUCCUACGGAAGAUGAGCUAGAGAUACGGCGCGUUAUUUUAAAGCUUUGGAUUAAUUUUGCUCGCACCGGCAAUCCAACUCCAGGGGAUGAAAAGGACAAUACUUCCGCUCAAAAUCAGUUGCUGCCUCAGUGGCGUCCAGCUGACAGUUUUCCUCUAAGGUAUCUUCGAAUAGGAAGAUUAGAUUCUUCUAAGGAACCGAUUGUAGCUUUAGAAACAGGGCUUUUUGAAGAACGUGCAGCUUUCUGGCGAAAACUUAGAGCACAUCAUUAUACAAAUUCUUUCGCUAUUGGUAGCAAUUCUAAGUUGCGAGAUGAGCUUUAAAAGCAUGAUUAACUGAAAAAUAUUAAAAACAAAGUAAAAAAUUUCAAUCGUUCUCUUGUUACUUCAUGUAAGAAUGUCAGUAUUACAUUCGUGAUAUUGAGCAUUAAAAAGGAAAUAGAAUGAUAUUACAAAGGGAUUUUUCUUUAGACUAACCCUGCAACCAUUACACCUAGUAAUAGAGUAAAAAACAUUCAGCUGUAAAUAAAUUUUUAGCACAUCUCAAACAUCAGUACGAAUAUAGGGUAAAUGUACCAGUAUCGGGCAGGUUAAUGCAGCAGUUUCACAAAAACUGCACGUACACUUACAAUUUUUAUUUUAUCUCAUGAAAGUGACGAUAUUUUGAAUGAUUAACUAUUGUUUUCUGUUGUGAUAUUUUUUAUUUGCCGAAAUGAAUUUUUUAGAAAUAUUCGUGAAGUCCCCCCGCCCGCAGGUUGACAACAAUAUUUAAAACUGAUUUACACUCUCAUUUUCCUAAGAUGUAUAAAAAAGUAUUUAAAUUAUUAAUUUUAUGUUGCCCAUUUUGGUCAUUUAGCUGGCAGUUUUUACAGUCUCUUUGAUGUGAGUUACAAAUAAAGGAGGCAUUGCAGAAAAGAGACAUAUGUCGAGUAUAGACAACGACUCUGACUGACUCAUAAAUUAUUAUUUUUCUCUGAAAUCAUUGAAUUUUUUAUAAUAAAUUCUGCAUACUUUCAUUGGUUUAUUGCUUCGGUUCUCUUAAUAACGAAACCUGCCGAACUAUUGGCUGACAGCAAAUCUGACGAAAAAUGCUGAGCUCUGCACAUUUUGUUUGAUAUUUUGAAAAGUAUACUAAGAAAUGUUGUGAAACUUCGUAAAUGAAUAACAAAUGGGCAUAUCUUUAUGCUCAGACAAUUUUCAACGCGUUUUUUGCAUGAUUUCACGUUUUUAGUUACCCUUCCGAAAACUGGUACAAUUACCCUAGUAUUUUUUCAAAAAUGUAUAAAUUGAUGUUGUAAAAGUAUACACAAAAUUUUGUUAUGUUAAACCUACCUGUGGAUUUGCUUAGCAUAAACAUUAACUCUAAUAUGACAUUUAUCGAUUUCGGAAAAUCCUAUAUUUUUUUUAUGCCGGUCAUUGUUUUACAUCAAACAUUACAAAAUAUAUCACAUGAACAGACAAAGUCAUGUUCAUCGAGCGACUAUAGUUUUUAGGCACAUGCGCAGUGUACUGGUGAAUAUUCACCUCAUAACUUUUAUUCUUCCAUCUGACAGUGAAAAUAUAUAGUCAGAACGUUUAAUAACUUGCUGCUAUUACGACUAUCAACCACAUACAAAGUAACCCAUAUCCAUCCAAGCAUUUUGAAUAAAUUAUGUUUUGUUACCAA